Molecule: messenger RNA, 3906 nt
Organism: Uranotaenia lowii
Lineage: Eukaryota; Metazoa; Arthropoda; Insecta; Diptera; Culicidae
Exons: 3
Coding region: 1-3906 (1301 amino acids)
Biological process (GO): DNA integration
Molecular function (GO): nucleic acid binding
Source: RefSeq, a predicted model, not a curated record
AUGUACAGUACACCCUCGAAAGCUCCUAUGGGGAAGCUGCUGUUGCUGCUGGUCGCUCAAGAGGAAAGGAAACCGGCCGCUGUCCUCACUGCUCUCAGCAGCAGCAGCGAACUGGAGGAUUCAACAUCGAUUCAAAUCGAGAUUCGUUUGGAGGAAAUUGAUAGCCUGUGGGAAAAACUGAACGAUACUUUGAUCGAAAUUCAAUCUCAUGAUGAUUUCGACUUAGAUGAAACAUUUUUCGAGCGUGAAAGGGUUACGUUUAGUGAAAAAUAUUAUCAUGCUAAAGCCUUUCUAAUGGAGAAGCUAAAAGAAAGGGCACAGAUACCGGAUUUAAACAGUACAUCUAGGGGGAAUGACUCGUUAUUGCAACCAACUCUUGAUCACGUUCGACUUCCUCAAAUCAAACUUCAAACAUUUAAUGGUAACAUUGAAGAAUGGUUAAGUUUUCGAGAUUUAUACAUGUCCCUCAUUCAUUGGAAGUCUGAUUUACCGGAAGUGGAAAAGUUUCACUAUCUUAAGGGUUGUCUACAGGGUGAACCAAAAGCACUAAUUGACCCUAUUAAGAUUACCAAGACUAAUUAUCAAAUCGCCUGGGAUUUGUUACUGAAAAGAUAUAACAAUAGCAAGCUCUUAAGGAAAAGACAAGUCCAAGGUCUGUUUCAGCUCUCUUCUUUGUCGAAGGAAUCCGUCAGUGAUCUGCAAGUUCUCUUAGAAGGAUUUGAGAGAAUUGUGCAGACUUUAGAUCAAAUCAUUCAACCUGAAGAUUACAAGGAUCUUCUUCUGGUCCAUCUUCUCUCCUCACGUCUCAAUCCUGCGACACGCAGAGGAUGGGAAGAAAGCUCCGCAGCCAAGGACCAAGAUGUUGUUCAAGAUUUGACGGAAUUCCUUCGCAGGCGAGUGCGUGUAUUGGAAUCUUUGCCAGCUAAGGUAGUGGAACCCAAGUCAGUUCAACCCCAGUCAGUUUCCAGAUAUAAGCAAUUUACUAAGGGUAGCUUCAGUUCGAUCCAAUCGUCUGGUAGAGCGUGUGUUGCUUGUAAUGAGGAUCAUCCAUUAUUCCGUUGCCAGGCUUUUCAGCGCAUGAAGAUUGAUGAUCGUGAAGGGUUGCUUCGAAGUCAUUCACUUUGUCGAAAUUGCUUUAGCAAGAGCCACAAGGCUAAGGAAUGCAAAUCAAGGUAUUCCUGUCGCCAUUGUAAGGGUCGACAUCACAGCUUGGUUUGUUUCAGCAUGGAAAAGGGGGAAUCUAGAGGUUCUAGAUAUCGGAAGGACAAUGUAGAAUCAAGGCCUCAUGAACCAAUGGUUGUAUCAGCUCCUCAAGUUACAAAUCUUGCAGCGACAGAUAUCCAGUCCUCCAACGCUGCUUCCCAACGCUCGUCACAGGUUCUUUUGGCCACAGCAGUAGUGAUUUUGGAAGAUGACUACGGUAGUCAAUAUCCAGUAAGGGCUCUUCUCGACUCUGGCUCAGAAGGCAAUCUUCUCACGGAGCGUAUGAGUCAGCGAUUGAAAACCACAAGGGAAAAGGUGGACAUUUGUGUCGUUGGGGUAGGACAGGCUGCAACCAAGGUGAAACAAAGAGUGUACGCCACGAUUCGAUCGCGUGUUUCGGAGUUUUCGCGCGCUAUGAGCUUCCUUGUUCUACCAAAAGUAACUGUAAAUUUACCCACAACAACGAUAAAGACAACAAGCUGGAGAUUUCCAGAGGGUAUCCAAUUAGCAGACCCUUCGUUUUCGAUCUCUAGUGAGGUAGACGUUGUUUUGGGAAUAGAAUCUUUCUUUGAUUUCUUCCAUACCGGAGAAAAGGUCGAUUUGGGAGAUCAGAUGCCCUCUCUGAAUCAUUCAGUGUUUGGUUGGGUAGUCUGCGGAGGUUUACCGAUCCCACGACAGGCUAGGCAAGUUACGGUAAACGCUUCUACUACUGAAGAUUCUUUGGAAACUCUUAUGACUCGAUUUUGGUCCUGUGAGGAGAUCGAGUCAAACAAUUUCCUUUCAACAGAGGAGAAAAGGUGUGAAAGGUUCUUCUCGAAAACGGUAAAACGUGAGCCAGACGGAAGGUAUACGGUUUCACUACCUCGGAAUGAUAGCAUGUUAGAGCGAUUAGGUGAAUCGCGUGAGAUCGCUGUGAGGCGGUUCUUGGCAACGGAACGGAGACUUUCUAGGGACGAAAAUCUGAGGAAGCAAUACGAAGAAUUUAUGGAAGAAUAUCUUCAUAUGGGUCACAUGCACAAGGUGUUCGAGUUGAAGAAUGAGUCGGGAAAGAAGUCCUAUUUUGAGUCUGGAAAUUCAACAUUGUCAAAUCACUCAUGUCAUGAAGAAGAUCAAGGGCCAGUUAAGCGUUGUUUUCUGCCUCACCAUCCAGUUGUAAAAGAGGCUAGCACUACAACUAAGGUCAGGGUCGUUUUUGACGCCUCGUGUAAAACCUCGUCUGGAAUAUCGUUGAACGAUGGACUUUUGAAUGGCCCUGUAAUUCAGGACGACCUCCGCUCAAUUAUUCUUCGCUGUCGAACCAAACAGGUCAUGGUUGUUGCUGACAUUGAAAAAAUGUUCAGGCAAAUCAAUAUCGCUGAAGCUGAUCGUCCUUUACAAUCCAUUUUGUGGCGAUCAUCUCCCAACGAGAAUAUCUGCGUCUAUGAACUACGAACUGUCACCUACGGAACAAAACCAGCACCGUUUCUAGCCACUAGAACGCUGCAGCAGUUGGCCACAGAUGGAAUGGGUGAAUUUCCGCUUGCAGCAUGUGCUGUAUUGAACGACACUUAUAUGGAUGAUGUCAUCACAGGAUCGGAUACCAUAGAAGAAGCAUGUGAGUUACAAGGUCAGCUUGAUAAAUUGAUGAGUUCUGGUGGAUUUCGCUUGAGAAAAUAUGCCUCAAAUUGUCCCGAAGUUUUGAAUAACAUACCCGAAGAAAACUUAGCAAUCAAACGUCCAGAAGGUAUAAUACUGGAUCCCGAUCCAUCGGUCAAGGCUUUAGGUUUGACAUGGAUGCCCACCUCCGAUGUGCUAAGUUUUCAAUUCACUAUUCCAUCCCUAGAAUCCUCUGAACCCUUGACAAAAAGGCGAAUUUUGUCCAUUAUUGCCAUGUUGUUUGAUCCUUUGGGGCUUAUUGGAGCCGUAAUUGCAACUGCUAAAAUUUUUAUGCAGCUACUUUGGACGUUGCGAGAUGGUGAGGGCCAGAAACUUGAAUGGGAUCAGCCAGUUCCACUAUCGCAAUUCAUGGGUGAAUUGCCAGCAGAACGUGUUACAGAAUCACGCCCAUUCAACAAAACCGGGGUGGAUUAUUUUGGCCCAGUUCAAUUACGCUAUGCGCCUAGAAAGCCAGCAGCCAAAGCUUACGUAGCUGUGUUCAUUUGUUUUGCGACGAAGGCGGUUCAUUUGGAACUGGUAACAGACCUUACCACUGAUCGUUUCCUACAGGCACUAAGAAGGUUUCUUGGAAGGUGGGGAAAGAUUUCUGACAUCUUCUCCGACAAUGGAACUAAUUUUGUGGGUGCUAGGAAUUAUCUCUUAGACUUGGUGAAACUACUAGGGUCUAAAGAUCAUAACGAGAAGGUUUCUAAGUUCUGCUCAAACGAUGGCAUUCAAUGGCAUUUGAACCCCCCUCGAGCGCCACAUUUUGGGGGCUUAUGGGAGGCGGCAGUAAAGUCAGCUAAAAACCAUAUCAUUAGGGUCAUUGGUGACCACCCGCUUUCCUUCGAGGACAUGCAAACGUUAUUGGUACAAGUUGAGGCGUGUCUCAAUUCACGGCCCAUAACUCAGCAGUCAGACGAUCCAAAUGAUCUCGAACCUCUUACGCCGGCACACUUUUGGCUGGGAUCCUCUUUGCAAGCACUUCCGGAACGCAAUUUAUUGGAUAUAUCUGAAAAUAGGUUGAAUAAAUCACAAGUGAUCCAACAACGAGUACAGCAAAUUUGA